Seminavis robusta is the source of this 4363-nucleotide messenger RNA. The record is from the annotation of a GenBank genome assembly. NCBI's taxonomy places the organism in Eukaryota, Bacillariophyta, Bacillariophyceae, Naviculales, Naviculaceae.
CUUCGUUUCUAUUAGUAGUAUUCUCGCUCACCUCAAACGGAACAUUGCAUCCUCCUCACCUGUGAAGAUCGAGGCUUCUCACUUAGCUUUCUUCCCAAUCAGCGGUAUAGUUGUACAAGUACGGUAAAGGUAGAAGCAACAGAGAGAUAGAUUGUUUGAAGAGGAUAAAGAGUAUAAUGGCGUCCACAGCUACAGAAAAUGGCGAUUCUGAGCCCGCAGCCAACAGCGAUCUGCCUUCCAUGGAAGACCGUACGAUCUUUCUGGGCUGCUUGGCACACGUCGUGGCUUCUUCGUAUGUGUUUGAUUUGAUUAUUGAAGACAGCAAAGACCAAGGAUUCAAGAGCCUGGAAAGUUUAGAGGAUGAGCCAGCAGCAGCAGCAGCCAAGGAAGAGUCGUCGUCGCGAAGCAUCUUCAAAGAAUCUACCGCAGAUUUGUCCGAAUCCGAACGACAGCACUGUGUUCGUCGCUACCAAGUCGCUCGUGAUUUUGUCAUGAGUGCAGCCCAACACUUGCAGCUCGAUGAACCCUCGACUGUCUUGGUCCACAAUGAAUUUUUGCCCAAACUGGACACUUUGUUAGAACCUACCGUUCGAGAAAAACACAUUGGCAACAAUAUCAACAACAACAACCAGCAGCAAACAAAACAGCAACUGAAAGAAGUCUUGGAACACCCGGAAGAGACCGCCCAACACAACGCCAAACAAUUGUAUCACAGCAGCACCAGCUUGGAAUCACUCGAUUGGGUACAAGACAAUGACACGCUGCAAAAUUAUUUGGAGAGACUCGGCACUACGACAUCGGGCUAUCAAUGUUUGAGUUGUUUGCUCUUUCAACACUUGCUCAAUGCCGGAAGUACUGGAUACGAUGCGAGAGUCCGAUUUUGGUUCAAAACUCUGGCCGUCACUUUGUGGAUACAACAACAAAUGGAACAACAACAACAACAACAACAACACGGCUCCAACAACCACAACAAAUCAUCGCGCUUGGCAGCCGCCACACGCAAAUUCGAAGCACUCGAGACGUGCUGUUCCGAUCGAUUGCUCAUUCUGGCGGCCAGUGCUGCCAACAAAAAGAGCGCCGAAGAACCAGACAAAGUCUCAUCCCAACAACAACAACGCAAAUCAUCCUUGGCGAGUAAUAUAUGGAAAGGCGUCCAAAUUGGAUCCGUCGGUGUCGGUGCUGGAAUUCUGCUCGCCGUCACGGGAGGCUUGGCCGCUCCGGGCAUUGCCGCGGGAUUGGCAGCCCUUGGUUUGGGGGCCAUGGCGGGGACCUUUUUGUCUCUGGCAUCGUCGGCGGCCGUCGUUUCCUUGUUUGGAGUGGCCGGUGGAUCACUCGCGGCCUACAAAAUGAAUCGACGAGUCUCGGGACUUACCGAGUUUAUCAUUCAUCAGGAAUUAUUGCCAGCCGACGACUCAUCCACAACAACUGCAGCAGCCCCCAAAGCACAACUCUUUCGUACCAUUGGUAUUUCCGGUUGGGUUUUAGACAAGAGCGAUUUUCAACGACCAUGGGGUGUCACGCCCUCCAAUCCACCCAUUGAAGAUCCGGUUGAGUUACUACAACGAUUCUACUAUGUGCACAACCCCGAUCUCGUCGAGUAUGCAGAAGAUAUUUGGAAAAAACACAACAAAAAUAGAGAAAAGCUGUGGGGGUUGCUCCAAACAAAAUAUGCAUGUACGCCCGACAAUGUAUUUGGAGGCGACAAGAGCAAGAAUAAUAACGAUAGUGCAUUGACGGAGGAGGAAAUCCAGCAGUUGGAUCAAAUCAUUGUCGCCAUUGGUAACGAGCAAGGUGGUGGUGGCGGAAACAACAAAAAGUCUACCAAAAAGCCACCCAAAGAGUCUCCGAACAACACUAAGCCAAAGGAAAAGGGCAAAGAAAAGACAAGGUCGUCGUUGGUGUGGAAAGGAUGGGGCUCAUCCACCAAAGGAGACGACAACGAAAGUUCAACGACGAAAACAGUGACUCUGCAUGAUACUGGGUUUGAAAAGGUCAAGAGACACGACGAAGACGACAAACCAUUCAAACCACCAGAAUAUCUCAACACGGUAUGGGACUAUCCCAAACACUACGGCGGCGAGCUGUACACUGUGCAAUGGGAAAGUGCCGUGUUGGAGGAAUUAUCCGAUUCCAUUCAAGAUCUUGCCCUCCAGCUGGCGUCGUCUGCAGGACAGCAAAUCAUGAAGACGACAGUCAUGGCUCCCUUGAUCUUUGCUGCCGCGUUGCCAUGGACCGUGAUUUCGGUGAUGAGCAGUAUUGAUGGAGUAUGGGUUUUGGUUAUGGAUCGGGCUGAUGAGGCUGGUAGGGAGCUCGCCCGGAGUCUGUUGAUCAACAAAGGUGGACAUAGACCUAUUACAUUGGUUGGAUACAGCUUUGGCGCUCGAAUCAUCUAUGUAUGCCUCAUGGAACUAGCACGGUAUCAAGAAGCAUGGGAGGAUCAUCAGAAGGAAAAGGCACAAAUGGAAUUCGAAAGCAACAUCGGCGGAAAGGAUUACAAUCAAAAGAUGGUCUGUAAGGUUGGCGAUCUUGAAUUCGAUCGAGAGCCGGCAUCCAUUAUUGAAGAUGCCGUUCUGAUGGGAAUGCCCAAGUACUUGAAUUUGAGUGCAUGGAAGUCAUGCCGUCAAGUUGUAGCUGGUCGCCUGGUCAAUGUUUACUCACGAAAAGACAAAGUUCUGUCGUACAUCUUCAAAUACAGAAAUCUGCUCGGCAGCUACCAACCAGUGGUUGGGAAUGGUACCGUAGCGGUUCCAGGUGUUGAGAACAUUGAUUGCACCGACAUUGUUGGAUCGCAUCAAGACUACAGUGCGAUGGUGGGUCGCAUUCUACAACGAGUGCGGCAUGGACAACCGAUACGUUCUUCAUCUCACGCGCUGGAUGAGGUUGCUCUUCUGGAGGAGGCCCAAAGUCUGGUCAAGGAGGCAGAAGAUAUGGCCAUCGAAACUGCCGAUUCGGUGGAGGAGAUUGUCUUUGAAAAAGAUGAGAAACCCCAACAAUAAACGGUUUCAUGGCUCUAUUAAAAUUGCAGGGUAUUUAGUGGCUCAACAUUGCUUUAAGUUCUGGUGGAUGCGCGUCGCUGCGAAAGCAUCAAAAGCUAUAUGUUUGCCGACUCGACUCUCUGGGAUUACAGCCUGUAGCCAGCUCUAGAAACCGAACCUGACCUCAAAACCAGCGCCAUUCCUUUGCCUGCUCCCCGCCAGUGCGAGUCCAAGAGGCGUAUUUGUCGAGGUUCAAACGCCCGUUUGACGCCUCCGGCCGCUCAUCGCUACGACUAGUGUGUACUGGCAGAGUUGAAUACACAAUCGUGCUCCAAACACUGUCGCUCGUGGUGGCAAGGAUCUCCCCCUUUGGCCCGUAGUGAGUGGAGAAGCCAGCACCGGGCCAGACAUACGCCUUGUCGGUUGACCAGUUGCAACCAAUAAUGUAGUGCGGCACAUUGCAUUGCUUCAGCAAAGACGGCAGUUUGUUGUGGAACCAUUCUUUCGGCUUGCCCACCCAUGCUAUUGGGUAGAGCAGAGCCCACAAACGGAAUCGAUCAUAUUUGACCAGUACCGAAUGGAUAUCAAAGCAAAUGGCGAGACCAACACGACCAUAUUCAGUAUCCGCAUAGGCGACUUCGUUUCCGGCCGUGGCCCAGCUCUGUUCUGGUGUUGGCCACGGUGAGUUCUUUCGAUAGUGAGCAACGACUUCGCCCGAGGGGGCUGCCAAAGAUACGCUGUUGUAGUAUACUCUUUCCAAUCUGGGCUGUUCCUCUUCUUCACGUUCCUCCUCCUCGGAUGCUUCGAUUGCACGCUCUGCAACCUCCAGAAAGGGCACCGUAAUGUAAACACCAAGCUUCUUGGCAAGGUCACAAAAGUGCUGGACGAUGGGUCCAUCUUUGGGUUGCGCGGCAGUUGCUGGAUCCAAUUCUCCUCUAAACUUUUUCAAUCCCAAAGCUUUACGUUCCGGUGUGAUCCAAUUGGUCUUCAGAUCCUGCGAAAGGUAUCCAGUGAUGGCCGUCUCGGGCAGCACCAAAAUCUUGGCACCUUUGUUGGCGGCUUCGAUUGCCAAGGCCGUGAACUUGGCAGUGUUUGCCUCGACAGAGCCUAAAUCACUGCUGGCUUGGAGGCUAGCCACAACGACUGUGGAGGGUGGUGAUAGAUGAGUGUUUGUUGUUUUCAUGGCUGUCUUGUUGAUUCGAUUCAUUUUGUCGCCCAAUGCAAUGCACACCUCUGGACCUCUCUCUGGACGGUGGCAAACAGCAGCAAUGAACUACCAGCAGUAAGUUCGAGGCGAAAUGCGAUUUUGAGUUUUGAGAGGCCAAGCAAGGUCCAAAGAAGCACGACUGGCACGCGAAACUGUCAAGUAGAGGUUCCGGAAACUUGCU